AUGGAACCUCCAGGGACUUCAGAUGUAGCAGGGUCAGCAAGAGACUUUGUUAUCCAGAGAGCGCCUCAGUACCAUGAAGCAUUUGCAGUGGAAUCGGUUUAUGACAGCCAACGGGGUGUCUUCGUUGCACGGCAGCCUUACAACGACCUGGAAGAUGCACUAAUGUCCUAUAUUAAAACAUGGGACAUUAAAUGGGACGUCAAAUCUUGCACUUGGGACGACGUCUUCGAUGAGUUGCAGGCGGCGGAGGAUGAGUAUAACCGCAGGGGGAAGGGAAUUCAACCUGCUCAUCUGGUGCGAGGAGCGUUGCGGAAAGCAGGCGACAAUGCUGCUGACAUAACGCCAUGGUUUGACAUUAUUCCAAGUGAAUAUGGGUUAUCCCUACUGAGCGCGGGCUUGAAGCUGGUGUUUAGCAUCGCAAAACAACAAGCAGAAAUUCGUGAAAUGAUUCUCAAGGCCUUUCGAUCUAUCCCAGACAUAAUUGCGGGUACAGAAGCGAAGCGGUGCCAGUUCAAACGAUAUCCCCCACUGAGGAAGUGUGCAGUCGAUCUCUAUGUGAAGGUCAUAGAGACGGUCCAGCAACUCAUCGCCAAGUUGAAUGCCAGUCAUUCGGGACAUAUGGGGCACCAGCUGCUGAGAUAUUCACAGAAGAUACUCAGACCCACAAUACGGGCUGAUGAAAUCAAUGGCAUAUUGAACGAUAUGCAGGGUGAAGUGCAGCGAUUCCAGGUCUGCCUCGACAACAUUCGGGACGGUGUUACCAUCGAGACUAACACCAACACACGCGAGACCCUCAUGCAGACCAAGGCUAUACGUGAGACAGUAUCACACACUGGAACAGACGUCACGUACAUUCGUCGUCAUUGGGACGACUUAGAGCGCAAGAUGGAGGAUACCCACGCAGAGGGAGAAGAAAUGCGCCGCGAGCUCCAGCGCAUAGCAAACGGAAUCGAUGCCCAAAACAGUUUCCUCCAUGCCCUCAUAGAUGAGAAAUGCCGACAAGUAGAGAGUCUCUCGCUCACCAAUUCUUUCCCUUUCUCAAACCGCGUACAGUCAGGCCCAGCGAUGCAGCAGGCCCCUGACACAGCAUCUUUCCUCUCCGGGGGACAAUUACUACAAGCACUCAAUGUAUACCACAUGGGACCAGUCAACGAUUUGAAGGACAUUCUCCGAUCUGAGGCAUCCUUCGACGCAACUGCGCAGAUGCAAGCUCAGCAGCUGUUGUCAUCAGCCAGGUUCCAUGAAUGGCUCUCGUCCUCAAACCCCGAUCUGCUGCUGGUUAACGCAAACUACGAUGGUCACUCUAGAACAUCUCCACUGUCUUGUCUCAGCGCCCACCUUGCCAUAAUCCUAUCCCAAAGGUGGAAUUCCACAGUGAUCCACUUCUUCUGUGGCCAGCAUGACUGCCGCAUAAGCCCAGUGGUUGGCCCUCGUGGUCUCCUACGAAGCCUGGUCACCCAACUACUAUACACAGGCCAUCCAUUCAACUACAAUUUCAUCGAUACCCGGCCCUUCGCGAACGGCAUCAAACAGCAUGAGAUCCAGGAUUUGUGCUGGACCCUCAGCCAACUUAUCAGGCAGCUUCCUCGGGGUCAAGGAGUCCUUUGUCUAAUCGAGAACAUCGGCUGUUUCGAGCGGGAGGAGUGGUACUCCGAGCUGCGUGAGGUGGUCGGGAUGCUCUAUCGGACCAUAGCAGAUCCCUAUAUAUGGCCGAACCUCAAGGUCCUUAUCACGAACGCCACAGCAAGGGCCCGCAUCGAGCGCGAACUUCCCCGGGAGAUGCUGCUCUCGCUCUCGAGAGACAACCCCGACGGCCACCGCGACAUUACCGAAAGGACGAUGCUCAGCGAUUUGCAGCCCCGGAGGCGAAAUAAUUACCAGGAGAGGGUGCAGAGGGUGAUAGUUCUGAAUAAUGAUUCCGACGAGGACUUCUAA
This is a messenger RNA of Aspergillus versicolor CBS 583.65, 1935 nucleotides long. RefSeq lists its product as uncharacterized. Bases 1 to 1935 code for a protein of 644 amino acids. The record is from RefSeq and is a predicted model, not a curated record. Lineage: Eukaryota; Fungi; Ascomycota; Eurotiomycetes; Eurotiales; Aspergillaceae. The transcript has 3 exons.